This is a messenger RNA of Neopsephotus bourkii (Bourke's parrot), 1971 nucleotides long. RefSeq names its product DDB1 and CUL4 associated factor 8 (gene DCAF8). Bases 143 to 1945 code for a protein of 600 amino acids. Gene Ontology annotation, molecular function: protein binding. Lineage: Eukaryota; Metazoa; Chordata; Aves; Psittaciformes; Psittacidae. The transcript has 13 exons. The record is from RefSeq and is a predicted model, not a curated record. Gene Ontology annotation, cellular component: Cul4-RING E3 ubiquitin ligase complex; cytoplasm.
GACAGAUCCCGUUGUCCCUGGGGGGUUCCCGAGGGAGCAGGGGCUCGGUCCCUGCUUUAACCUCUUGUUCCCAUCAGCUGCCAAGGAGCUCCCAGCCCUUGUUCCUGCAGCCCCGUGCAGGCUGAGCGCUCCCGAUCCCACCAUGUCGGACAGAGGCAGCAGCAUGGACGGGAAGACAGACAUCGUGAACGGCAGCUUGUCCAGCAGCCCCGAGGAGAUGUCAGCAGAGGAGGGCCGGGAAACCUCCUCGGGCAUCGAGGUGGAGGCCUCAGACCUGAGCCUGAGCCUCACGGGUGACGACGUGGGGCCCAACCGCGCCAGCAUGGAGACGAGCCGGGACACGGACACGGAGAGCUCGGCCGAGGAGAAGGACUCGGACAGCAUGGAUGACACCGGUCACUACUCCAUCACCGAGGAGAGCCGGGCCCUGGACCGCUCGCCCUCGGAUGAGGAGGAGGAGGAGGAGGAAGAGGAAGAGGAGGAGGAGCAGCGAGCGCAGCGCCGAGCCCAACGCAAGCGCACCAACCACGAGCAGGACUCGUCGGACGACGAGCAGGCUCUGGAGGAGUGGGUGUCCUCGGAGACAUCGGCGCUACCGCGGCCGCGCUGGAGGGCGAUCCCGGCGCUGCGGCACCGCGAGCUGGGCUCCAGCAACCGCUUCGUGCACGAGGCCUGCGGGGCCCGGGUCUUUGUGCAACGCUUCCGCCUGCAGCACGGCCUCGAGGCCCACACCGGCUGCGUUAACACCCUGCACUUUAACCAGCGCGGCACCUGGCUGGCCAGCGGCAGCGACGACCUCCGCGUCGUCGUCUGGGACUGGGUGAGGAGGAGGCCGGUGCUGGAGUUUGAGAGUGGUCACAAGAGCAACGUGUUCCAGGCCAAGUUCCUGCCCAACAGCGGUGACUCCACGCUGGCCAUGUGUGCCCGGGACGGGCAGGUCCGUGUGGCCGAGCUCUCAGCCACCCAGUGCUGCAAGAACACCAAGCGGGUGGCCCAGCACAAGGGAGCCUCGCACAAGCUGGCCCUAGAACCGGAUUCUCCAUGCACUUUCCUAUCGGCAGGUGAAGAUGCUGUCGUCUUCACCAUCGACCUGAGACAAGACCGGCCUGCCUCGAAACUGGUGGUGACCAAGGAGAAGGAGAAGAAGGUGGGUCUCUACACCAUCUACGUCAACCCGGCCAACACCUACCAGUUUGCUGUGGGGGGCAGAGACCAGUUCAUCCGGAUUUAUGACCAGAGGAGGAUAGAUGAGAACGAGAACAACGGCGUCCUCAAGAAGUUCUGCCCACACCACUUGGUGAACAGCGAGUCCAAAGCCAACAUCACCUGCCUGGUCUACAGCCACGAUGGCUCUGAGCUCUUGGCCAGCUACAACGAUGAGGACAUUUACCUCUUCAACUCCUCCCACAGUGAUGGGGCCGAGUACAUCAAGAGGUACAAGGGACACCGCAACAACGCCACGGUGAAAGGGGUGAAUUUCUACGGCCCCAAAAGCGAGUUCGUGGUGAGCGGCAGCGACUGCGGCCACAUCUUCCUGUGGGAGAAGUCCUCCUGCCAGAUCGUGCAGUUCAUGGAGGGCGACAAGGGCGGAGUGGUGAACUGCCUGGAGCCCCAUCCCCACCUCCCCGUCCUGGCCACCAGCGGCCUGGACCACGACGUCAAGAUCUGGGCACCCACAGCCGAGACCCCCACGGAGCUGACGGGGCUCCGAGAGGUGAUCAAGAAGAACAAGCUGGAGCGGGAUGAGGACAGCCUGCACCACACUGACAUGUUCGACAGCCACAUGCUCUGGUUCCUCAUGCACCACCUCCGCCAGCGCCGCCACCACCGUCGCCGCCGGGAGCCCGGAGCCCCGGAUGCAGACUCGGAUGAGUCCCCCAGCUCCUCGGACACAUCGGAUGAGGAGGAGGAAGGCCCGGACCGGGUGCAGUGUAUGCCAUCGUGAGCCCCCCCCCACCUCCAAACCGGACC